This is a messenger RNA of Dujonia railenensis, 1104 nucleotides long. The record is from the annotation of a GenBank genome assembly. Lineage: Eukaryota; Fungi; Ascomycota; Pichiomycetes; Serinales; Debaryomycetaceae.
AUGGUUGCUGCUACUAGAUCCACCAGAUCCAUUACUUCAAAGUCAAUAAAGAAAGAAACAGUGAAUACUGUAAUUGGAAGUCCACUGAAGCCGACAAAAGCAACACAAAAAAAGAAAGUUGUUCUUACUAAUGAGGUAGUAGAAGAAUUCAAGACCCCACCUUCUUCUCCUUCCAAGAAGAAAAAUGCUUCGCCCAAAAAGGUUAAUGUAGAAUUAGAAGAUGCUUUAGGUCAUAUCAUUGUUCCCAAAGAUUUGAGUUUACCCAAAGAAUUUGCUGAGUUUCAUCGUCCAGAGUUCAUCGACGGUGUUAAACAUAUCAUUAAAACCGACCCCACCUUAUACCCAGUUAUAGUGUAUAAGAAUUUUCCUUUAUAUGCAGUCGCUGGUUCUACCGACACCAAGGUACCCCAGACAGAGGCAGACAUCCUCCAGCUGUACUGGUAUGCGCUUAUAUCGGGUAUUAUAAGUCAGCAGGUAUCAGGGGCUGCUGCUCUUUCAAUUGAAAAUAAGUUCAAUAUGUUGUUUGGACCUGAAGGAACAAAAAAUGCAACACCUGAAUUAGUGUUGCAGAAAACUCAUGAGGAACUAAGAGGUGCAGGGUUGUCCAAUAAGAAGGUUGAAUAUGUCCAAAAUAUUAGUGAACAUUUCAUAAAUCCAAAGGAUAAUAAAUUGGCUAGAUUAGAGUUCUAUGAGAAUAGUAGCGAUGAGGAAAUUUCCGAAGAAUUGAUCUUAUUGAAGGGUAUUGGUCCAUGGUCUAUUAAGAUGUUUUUGACGUUUACUUUGAACAGAUUCAACGUUUUUGCAUUUGAUGACUUGGGGGUUGCAAGAGGCUCUUAUAGAUACUUAAAUAGAAGAAAGUCUCUAUUAGAAAAGAUUAAGAAAGAAGUGAAAAAAGACGAAGCGCUUACGAAAUUGUUAAGUAGAAAAUCCAAGUUUGCCGCAUCCAAAGGAAAGAGAGAUUGGACCCCAUAUCAUGAUGUUUACAUUGCUAAGUUAGGCGAAGAAUUUGAGCCAUAUCAACUGAUUAUGAUGAUGUUGUUGUGGAGAUUGUCUAGUACAAAUGUUGAUGUCUUAGCUGGAACUACGGGUAAAAAUCCAAAUUAG